Messenger RNA from Leptosia nina, 1878 nucleotides. The record is from the annotation of a GenBank genome assembly. Lineage: Eukaryota; Metazoa; Arthropoda; Insecta; Lepidoptera; Pieridae.
AUGUCGCAAAACUUACAGCGUCAUCUAUUAUUCAAAGGGUCAAAGAAUUCAGGAACUCGUGGGUCCUCAUGGGAUCCCCGAAGCGAAACGUCAACCGCAUUCGUGCUCCUGAUACACUUAUCUCUCCACACGGUUGAUGAAGGCUUCGCUAUAAAUCCGAGUUGUUCGUGCAUCCGCUUCAGUUCUGGCGGAAGAGGUGGUGUCGAGCAUGGCACCUUCAGCAGUCCGGACUACCCGAGACCUUACCCAAGAGCUCUGUGCCUCCUCUACACCUUCCUCGCGAAGCCCCAUCAGAUUGUCGAACUUGUUUUCACUGAUUUUGACAUUUACAAGGAACAUCUUGACUGCACUAGAGGAGACUACCUAAAAGUAUAUUCCGAAGUUGGCGCACAUGGUCCCGGACCCCCCGGGGUCAAUGAGUACUCUAAAUGGUCAAGAGUUCUAUGCGGUAAUAGAAAUGAUGCUCCACCAGCCUUAUACUCCCACGACUCUGCUCUAGUGUUAGAACUAAACAGCGGCGAUAAAGAGUCCAAUUCUACCGGAUUUAUUGGGACUUACAAAUUCAUAGACAGACGUAACUUUGAAACAAACGGAGUUUUAGUUCCAGACUCGGAUUGUGAUUAUGUUUUCAAUACACAUUCAAAUAAGCCUAGCCAUGGUAGAUUUUACAGUCCUCGGUACCCGUCGAGUUAUCCAAGUAAUACGCAAUGUUACUAUCAUUUUCAUGCAAGGAAGAACGAAAGAGUAAAGAUAGUUUUCGAGGAAUCAUUUUUACAGAAAAGCGAUGAAAGUUGCCUCAACCGCGCAGAUACAAUUAAAGUUUUUGAUGGGAAAGUUUCGAGUGCACCGGUCAUUGCGAUGCUUUGCAAUGAGAUUGUAGGUUAUGAAAUUUUAUCGACGGGCCCAGACUUAUUGGUGGAAUUUAUAGCCAGGUCCAAGACGCCUGGUCAGGGAUUCAAGGCGAGAUACCAGUUCUUACCGGACGAUAACUCUAUUGAAGAUGUUGAAAAAACAUCUGAAGGAACAUCGGUGGGUCCAGCUGUUAGUGCAGCUACAUCAUCGUGCCAUCAAGUAUUCAGAUCGGAUAAGAGUACUAGCGGCAAAUUGAUCUCUCCUUUAUACCCAGCGCCGUAUCCGCCAAAGACGCACUGUCAUUAUGAUUUUUUGGCGCGCGGCAGACAGAGGGUUAGAUUGGUGUUCGAAGACUUCAGCCUGCAAAGGGUCACUGGGAACAUUAUUGACUGCGAAAGCAUGGAUUCGCUGGACGUGUUUCUGGACGUGGACGGGAGAUUAGAGAAAAUGGCGUCGUUCUGCGGCGAAGAUGUACCUAACGCUAUAAUGUCCAACGGGCCCAAGUUAGUCGUGGAAUUCCGAGGAGUUUACUCGUCACGCUACAGCAGGGGGUUUAAGAUAUCCUACAACUUCGUUGAAGAUUACGGUAUCGCGACCGGGAAGCAACUAUUGGAGUUUCCGUGUGCCUUCGUAUAUAACAGCAGUAGUCGCGCCAGGGGCGUCGUGACGUCACCGAACCAUCCAGGGCUGUACCCGCGGGAUACUGAGUGCAAUUACUUCUUCCACGGCAGUAAGGAUCAGAGGGUCCACUUGCAUUUUACGCAUUUCGACGUAGAGGGCGUCCAUCCAUGUGAAGCAGUCUCAGCGAGCGACUACGUCCAGAUCUCCAAUGUCGUCAAUUCCCGCGGUACCAGGCACUGUGGACAAUUAAAGGAGUUAAAGGUGGCUUCGAAGAAGAACUUCAUGCGGAUAACCUUUAGGUCUAACGACCGGCUGGACGGCACAGGAUUCAAAGCGAAUUAUAUUUUUCUUAAAGAUAAUGAAAUGGUUAGCGUGAAUAAGCCUGUGAUCGGUGGAUGUGGUUAG